GGGUAAGCCUGGUGAACCAGUCUACGCCAAGGUGAACAGAGACAAGAAACGCAACCGACAGUAUGACAGCAUGGGUCCCCAGUAUGGAACGCUGGGGGGAGCUGAUGACUGGGGUGGACCUGUUUACUCUGGAUCUCCAGCGGCCUCUCCCAACUUCAACAACAGCCCUAGCAUGAACAACAACAACAGCAAUGCGAACAACAACAACAACAAUGGCAUCCUGCUAGAUAAUACGGCGGAUGGCCAGGCUGGAGAUUCAUGGGUGUGAAGAGUGAAGCUCACAAGCUGAGGGCGCACUUGCUGUUCACCAUAUCGAGGAGGAGGACAUGGGGAGCCGAAGCCCGACUUGGAGUAUGUCCUGCUGCACGCUUCUUACCCUCCCAGGAGAUGCCACACAAGAUGACAAGAGGAUGAUGUUCAAUACUGGAGGGGACUGCCAAUUUAUUGUCCUGUAACUAUGUGACAAAAAAUAUAAAACCAAAAAAAAGCAAAAAAAAUUAAAAGUUGCUAAGGGUAAUAAUGAUUAUUACAUUAUUUCAUCUUUUAUGGUGGUUCAAAAAGUGGACUUUUGAGUCUUGACUGCUGAUGUUUUGUCUGUUAUAUUGAUGUUGACACUCGUUGUGCAUGUUAUGUGAACACUAGUUAGUGACAAACUCAGUUCUGUUAAACUUCUUAUAUGAUGUAUGACAUGGGGGAAGAAGGCAAAGCUCAAUUUGAUAAGCAACUUAUAUAUUUUAUAGAAGCACACAGAUGGUGCCAAGAAACUUUAUUACUUUGAUAUCUUGUAAAGACAAUAUUCUGUCUCCCGUUACUCAAGGAGAGAGUUUAUACAGCCAGUUAACAGACCCAUUAACUGGUGAAUGGUUAGAGCAGGCGUUGCUUGUCUGUGCUCUUUGUAGACACUUCAUUUUCUACCAUUUCAUAUUUGACAAUCCAAAGUGUGACCAAUGUGUAUUGUGAGGAUUCUACCUGUGAGCUCUUAGUGUGGUUAUGCACACCAUAGUCUGGACAUUAGAGGUGUGACUGAAAGCUGCUUUGUGGCACAGCAUGAAGGCUAGAAUAUGGCAAGGAUAGCUUUGCCAGCACAAAUGUUGACAAGUGAGAAGUGUUGGUUCACAGCAACUGAACCAGCCUUGCGUGUGCCAGGUUAUUAUUAUGGAUGGACGGGUUGAGGAUUGCAUGUGAGGCUUUGGUGCAGAUAAUGUUAUUUGUGACAUAUUUUCUCCACAAGCGCACCACUCUUGGUCAUAUUUAAUAACAUUUUAGUGCAUAGGUUGUUUCUUGAGUAUAGUUUAAUAUUAUUGUAUUGCCGUGCCUCCUGCCGGUCCUAGGAGUCUGAUGCUUUGUAGAAGGUCAGUGUAACCUUAACAAGACCUUCUCCAAAUACCUUUCUACCUCCCUAAUUUCUUCCAGGUUCCCAAACACUUCUCCCUGGUAGGAACAAGCAGCUAGACGAUCUAGUUCCUUCAACCUUUCACUAAGGAAAUUUUGCUUUGUAUGAUACACAGUCGUAUAGGUUUUAUAAUUCCAAACAUUUUAUAAUGUGCACGGGGUCGGCUGAUUUUUAAGUAGCUACUGUGCUGUCGUGCUUGUGUAAUAUAUCUUGUAUGAUGAAUGGUCAUAAAUAAAGCAAGACUUGUUCUUAAGAAGGCACUUAAUCCUGAAUGGAUUGAUUGUGAUCAAUUUAGAAAUUACUUAACCCAUGUCUCAAAACUGCUUUAUAUGGUAAGCCUUUUUCUGACUUAUGUUAUUUUUUUCUCAAUUGAAAUUUUUAUCAGACUUGCACGUGCAAUAUUGCAUACUUUUCCAGUGUUGAUUAUUGGUAGCUGAAAUGACACUAGCCAGACUGUGUGAUCCCGGAUCCCAGGAACCUUCCCUGCUAGGGUACCCUACAGUCCAUAUGACAAACUCAGGCUGCUAUGACUUUAGGGGCUAUCAAAAUUAUAAUCUGGCCAGUCUUUUGGUAAACUAUGUUUAGCCUAAAUUUGAAAGUAUUAGAAAAUAUGUCUUUUGAUGCCCAAAAGUCAGAGCAGCUCUGAGCAGCUCACUUUAGGCUGUCUCACAUUCCAGGAGUAGUUUAGGUGAUGCACACUCCAGUUCAGAGAAGUAACUGUUGACAUUGGGAAUUUGCAUUGAAGUUACAUUGAAGUACUGUGUUAUUGUGGCAAUAGGCAGCAGCAGGACAUGGGCAGCAGCUAUGAGAGGUUGUGUUUCACUGUCUCAUCGUUAAGCUCUGUACCUAUGUCUGUUUCGGGAGUCGUGAGUAAAAGUGUUGGAUGUACAGGAAGAGGUGCAAAGGCCUAAUCCUGCUGCCCUAAAUGGGUGGUGUCUGCACCCACCAGAAAGCUCAUGACACCCACACCUGGCAGCUCAAAAUGGGUGGUUCUGCUUGGCCAAAAGCCACCUUGAUCGCAAGGAAAUUUCUGACAUAUUUGUGUAUACUUUUAUUAGCAAAUUUUAGCAGCAGUGUAGUACAGUUCAUGUUGGACCAUAUAGCUGGGAAACCCAGUUGGAAUAUGGGGUCGCAAUGUACCAGUAGACAUCCCAACUUAUUUUAGACAUUUUUGAUGUUCAUUAUAAACAAACUUUUUGUACACUAAACAUUUUCCUUCCAUGUCCUGUGUAGGGUCUGCUGUUACACUUAUAAGCAUUUAUUUUUGUUUGGCAGCUUAUUGCAUUUUGCAAAUGAAAUGGCAGUGACAAAAAUGUUAUUGUUAUGCAUAAUUCGCACAGAUUCAUGUUUCUGUCUUGCCUUAAUGGUUGCUUAUGUUUAUUAUGUUGGUUAAUAUAUGCCUUAUUUUAUUUUCACAUGAGUAUUCAGUAACAAAGGAUUUCUAGCAAAUGAUAUUGUAUUGGGUAUUUAUACAAUAAACUGAUAAAGUUGA
Molecule: messenger RNA, 2885 nt
Organism: Penaeus monodon (black tiger shrimp)
Lineage: Eukaryota; Metazoa; Arthropoda; Malacostraca; Decapoda; Penaeidae
Biological process (GO): cell-cell adhesion; cell-cell junction assembly
Cellular component (GO): plasma membrane; nucleus; cytoplasm
Molecular function (GO): cadherin binding
Source: RefSeq, a predicted model, not a curated record